AUGGCUCAAAGCGGACCAUUGGAUAAUCGGCGUCGCCCACGACCACCAGAGUUAAACCUUCCGGAUAUGCAACAAAGAAGAAUACCAACCUCAGUUGCAUCUGCAGGGUUUGUCAUGCCUUCUACGAGUGGGUCUUCUGGUCAUUCCAUGCCACCAGGAGCUGUUGGUUCUUCAACUCGAGACCAUCCACCUGUUAACAACUACAACCAUGUAACAGAACAAGCACUCUUACGCUCUGCAGCUAGAGAGUAUCAGCCUCACCUACAUCCAAAGAAAGUCAAUGGUGCUUUGUGCCCAACUGCAUCAACUGCUACAACUGCCCCUUCAAGGCGGUUCCUCCUUGAUCAAGAAUUUCUCAAGCGUGCUACGACAAGCAAAGGGGGUAUAUAUGGAAUUGGGAGUGUCCAGUUCAGAGACUAUGAACCACGUCAGUCAGUUCCAGCAUCUCUUAAACGCAGCUUAGACAUGGACUUGCGCGUCUCUGGAAUAGAGACAAAUGCUGAACAUGUGCAGGCCACUGUGGAACUUCUCAAGACUGAUAUGGCAACUCUCAAAGAAGAUUUUUUAGCCUUUAAGACUGAGAUGAAGCAGGAGAUGGCUGCAACAAGAAGCUCCCUUAAUGUCAUUCUACAGGCUCUUGGUGCUCUUGGUGCUGCUUCUCCUCCAGUGAACCAACCUGACAAUGCCUCAACUCCUUAG
Messenger RNA from Eruca vesicaria subsp. sativa (arugula), 699 nucleotides. NCBI's taxonomy places the organism in Eukaryota, Viridiplantae, Streptophyta, Magnoliopsida, Brassicales, Brassicaceae. The record is from the annotation of a GenBank genome assembly.